AUGUUGAAAGGAACUGUCAUUUGGGCCUGCGUGCUCACAAUUCUCAGUUUUACAGCUGCUUCAUCCAAGUUUAACGCUAAGGACAUCACCAGCGACUCUCAGUUCGUAUUGAAAUCGCUCGCAGAAUUUCGUCAACAAGCUCACCUAUACAAGUCUUUAAGGAUUCAUGCUCAGAUGAUCGAAGAAUCCUUCAACAAUGACGAAGCCAAUAAAAAUUUACAGUCAGCCUUAGCCACUUCAGCUAAAUUAAUGUCUGAUUUACUAUACUUUUAUUAAAAAAUAUAAGCUAAUGCUAGACAAUAAGUAUCUAGAUUUAUAUAAAAAUAAAAAUUGCUCUUAAAAAACAUAUAAAAAAUUUUUAUCAAAAAAAAUACUCACUAAGCCUACAACAGGUCAGCUAAGGCUUGGCGAGAAUAAUCAAUGCACAGAUAUCCUGUUUAGUCAGAUAAUCCAAAGCAAAGAUUUAUCCGCGGAUAUCACUAUAUUCGCUGUUAAUAAUGAAGAAAAGGGAGAAAUUGCAUCCUCAAAGAAGUGUGAGGUGAACGAAAAUAAGACUAUUAGGUCUUUAGCUCUGGAAAUUAAUGCUGAAAAACUUAUGAAGCUAGAUGAACUUUCACAGGUCAAAGAACUUUGUAUUGCAAUCUCUAAAGCCUUAUAUGAAGACAAGGAAGGGGAAAGACAAGUACUGAUGAGCGAGAUAGGAGGAGUUUUAGCAAAAGAGAGAGAAAUAAAAAUAGCACCAAUUCUUGGAGCUUGUGAUGCUGGUCAAAGCUUAAACUUAAAUUAGUUAAAGAGAAGCCCCCUAUAGGGCCACAGAUACUAAUCGCCUCCGGAUAACGCUCCGCCGCUUCUUAUCAGUUGGGGUCGCCAUAUCGUAAGCAACGGGUUCUUCUUUCAGAUAAUUUGAAAAGGAAAUUUUUCUGGUAGGACUGUCGACCAAAAGAACCAAGUGCACCUUUGGCCUUGCUAGGCUUUCCCUUCUAACUCCAGCGAGCCAUCUCCUCAGGAGGUAAAAUCUUGGUCUUUAUGCGAGCAUGCAGUCGGCUAAUUCCAGCAUUGCGCUCACCAACCAAUUAAACUGUAGCCGAUUACACUCUUCUGAAUGCUGUCCUCCCUUCCACAAGGUCCCCGGCUUUCCAAAUGAACCUAUCGGCAAGAGAUAUUAAGAGGGCGGAUUGGCUCACCUCGCCAUUUAAUGUAUCUUCUGGUCAAAACAACUGUAUAACUUGCGCUGAUGCAGACAAUUGCCAAACUUGUGCUGAUGGCUAUUUUGUAAGUGGAGGAGCUUGUGCAGCUUGCAAUACUAACUGUGCUACUUGCACCACAACCGCUGGUAACUGUGCAACUUGCUCUGAUACAACUCAUAUGUCAGCUGCUCCAGCUUGUGCUUGCCCAACUAACGGAGCUCUCUCAGGAACAACUUGCACUUGUAACGCCGGCUAUUACUUCAGUGCUGGCACUGUCUGCUCUGCUUGCAAUACUAACUGCGCCACUUGUACCACAACCGCUGGUAACUGUGCAACUUGCUCUGAUACAACUCAUAUGUCAGCUGCUCCAGCCUGUGCUUGCCCAACUAACGGAGCUCUCUCAGGAACAACUUGCACUUGUAACGCCGGCUAUUACUUCAGUGCUGGCACUGUCUGCUCUGCUUGCAAUACUAACUGCGCCACUUGUACCACAACCGCUGGUAACUGUGCAACUUGCUCUGAUACAACUCAUAUGUCAGCUGCUCCAGCUUGUGCUUGCCCAACUAACGGAGCUCUCUCAGGAACAACUUGCACUUGUAACGCCGGCUAUUACUUCAGUGCUGGCACUGUCUGCUCUGCUUGCAAUACUAACUGCGCCACUUGCACCACAACCGCUGGUAACUGUGCAACUUGCUCUGAUACAACUCAUAUGUCAGCUGCUCCAGCUUGUGCUUGCCCAACUAACGGAGCUCUCUCAGGAACUACUUGUACUUGCAACGCCGGCUAUUACUUCAGCGCGGACACUGUCUGUUCUGCUUGCAAUACCAACUGCGCUACUUGCACCGCAAGCGCUGGCAACUGUGCAACUUGCUCUGAUACAACUCAUAUGUCAGCUGCUCCAGCCUGUGCUUGCCCAACUAAUGGAGCUCUCUCAGGAACAACUUGCACUUGCAACGCAGGCUAUUACUUCAGCGCUGACACUGUCUGUUCUGUCUGUAAUACUAAUUGCGCUACAUGCACCGCAAGCGCUGGUAACUGUGCAACUUGCUCUGAUACAACUCAUAUGUCAGCUGCUCCAGCCUGUGCUUGCCCAACUAACGGAGCUCUCUCAGGAACAACUUGUACUUGCAACGCUGGCUAUUACUUCAGCGCUGACACUGUCUGUUCUGCCUGUAAUACUAAUUGCGCUACUUGUACCACAACCGCUGGCAACUGUGCAACUUGCUCUGAUGCAACUCAUAUGUCAGCUGCUCCAGCCUGUGCUUGCCCAACUAACGGAGCUCUCUCAGGAACAACUUGUACUUGCAAUGCAGGCUAUUACUUCAGCGCUGACACUGUCUGUUCUGCUUGCAAUACAAACUGCGCUACAUGUGAAACUGCUGCUGAUGAGUGUUUAACUUGUGCUGAUGCCACCCAUAUGUCAGAUGCCCCAGCAUGUGCCUGUCCAACUAAUGCAGCACUAUUAGGGACUGCUUGUGCUUGUAACGCUGGCUAUUUCUUUAGCGCAGAUACUGUCUGUUCUACUUGCAAUACCAAUUGUGCAACAUGUUCUACAAGUGCUGCAACUUGUGAUACAUGCGCAGACUCAACUCACAUGACAGCUGCUCCAGCUUGUGCCUGUCCAACAGAUAGUGCUUUUACAGAUGGAAACUGUGUUUGCGACACUGGCUAUUACUAUAGCGCCGAUACCGUGUGCUCCGCUUGCACUGCCCCAUGCUCUGAAUGUUCAACUUCAGCUACAACUUGCACAGCAUGCGAGGAUGGGUACUAUCUGAGUGGAAAUUCUUGCCUCCCUUGUACUGCCCCAUGCAACACUUGCUCAACUUCAGCGACUACCUGCACAGCUUGCGACGAUUCAGAUAACAUGUCUCUAGAUGAAGGAGUUUGCACAUGUAAAGACGCUCAUGCCACUUUUAGCACUACUUCAAAUACAUGUGUUUGCAAUAGUGACUAUUUCGAUAACAACGGAGUCUGUACUCAAUGCACUUCUCCUUGCAAUGAAUGUACAUCAGCAACAAGCUGCCAGGGAUGUAUAGAUGGAUAUUGGCUUAACGCAGGAGUUUGUGAAGCUUGCACACCUCCUUGCGCUAAAUGUAGCACUUCAGGUACUACAUGCACUGAUUGUGUUGCCGGCACAACAUUAAAUGCUGGCACUUGUUCAUGCACAGAUCCUAAUGCCAGUUUCAAUGAUAACUCUGAUGCAUGCGUUUGUAAUCCAGGAUACUAUGCAGCUGCUGGAGGAACUUGCACAAUCUGCGAUAACAAUUGCGCCACUUGCACUGGAACUGCAACCACUUGUGAUUCAUGCAAAACUGGUUUUGUGAUAAACGGAAAUGUAUGUGAUGCUUGCGGUGCAGGCUGUAAAGUAUGUACAAGCUCAACUGUUUGCACAACAUGUUAUGAUACAACUGCUUUCUCAACUCUUAAAAAUGGCGUUUGUGGUUGCACUGAUCCUAACCAAAUCUUCAAUGACCAAGGCUUCUGCACAUGCAACUCUGGAUAUUUCCCAAAUGUAGAUAAAUGUGUAGCAUGUGGCAAAGGAUGCAAAACUUGCACAAGUGCAGCAUCAUGCAAAUUCUGUUGGGAUACCAAGAAUGGAGUAGUAAAUACCGAUGGAACUUGCUCUUGCAUAUUAGCUGGCCAAGAAUAUGAUCCUACUGGGCAUGUAUGUAAUUGCCUUGUCCACACUUAUGGAAAUUACACCACUGAGAAAUGUGAAACAUGUAGUAUAGGUUGCAGCACAUGCACAAACUCCACACUUUGUGACGAGUGUUACGACUCCACAAAUAUGCAAGAAGAUAAAGACGGGACUUGUAGUUGUAAAGAUGACGACCAGAGAUUCUCGACUUCGAAUGACAAGUGCAUUGAUAGAGAAGAUAGUGCAAUUGGUUUGGCUUUCUCUUGGAUCUUGCUUGUUUCAGCAAUGAUCUUCUCGCUUUAG
This is a messenger RNA of Blepharisma stoltei, 4128 nucleotides long. The record is from the annotation of a GenBank genome assembly. Lineage: Eukaryota; Ciliophora; Heterotrichea; Heterotrichida; Blepharismidae.